Menidia menidia (Atlantic silverside) is the source of this 1771-nucleotide messenger RNA. The record is from the annotation of a GenBank genome assembly. NCBI's taxonomy places the organism in Eukaryota, Metazoa, Chordata, Actinopteri, Atheriniformes, Atherinopsidae.
CGAGUUUUCGGCGAAAGCUGCCGGUGAACGGGGAGUCUCUCCGGGGAGCAACAUGCGCUCCGUGGCGGGCCUGCUGGCCAUCGUGGCGGCGGCCACCGUCUACCUCUACCUGCUGUCCACGCACCUUCCCCCGGGACCCAAACCCAGCGGCCCGGGCCCCGAUGGGGAGCCCGGAGAGGCCCAGGAGUUCAGCCUAACGUUCCCAUCGGACUUGGAGUCUCUGCGGGAGCUAGCAGAGACGCUCAAGUUUUACAAGAGAGAGAAUUACGGCUACGUCCUGCUGCUGUUCUGCAGCGCCUACCUGUACAAGCAGUCCUUCGCCAUCCCGGGCUCCUCCUUCCUGAACAUGCUAGCUGGUGCGAUAUUCGGGCCCUGGGUGGGGCUGGUCUUGGCCUGCCUGCUGUCCACCACCGGCUCCACCUUCUGCUUCCUGCUGUCUUCGGCCUUCGGGAAGCGGCACGUGAUCCAGUUUUUUCCCGACAAAGUGGCCCUGCUGCAGAAAAAGGUGGAGGAGAACCGCAGCAGCUUGUUCUUCUUCCUCCUUUUCCUCCGUUUCUUUCCCAUGACCCCAAACUGGUUCCUUAACAUCACCUGUCCCGUUCUAAACAUCCCCAUGUCCGUUUUCUUCCUCUCCGUGUUGAUCGGUCUGAUCCCUUACAACUUCAUCUGCGUGCGCACGGGGGCCAUCCUCUCCCAGAUCUCCUCCCUGGACGACAUCUUCACCUGGGGGACGGUGGCCCAGCUGCUGGCCAUCGCCCUGGUGGCCCUCUUGCCCGGAGCCAUGAUCAAACGCUACGGUCAAACGCACCUCAAGAUGGACGACGCGGACAGCAACGGCACCAGCCAGGACCGGAAGAGACGAUGAUGAUGACGAUGGUGGUGGUGGUGGUAUGGUGAGGAAGGACCUGAUAGGGGCUCCAGGCUAAAGAACUGAGUUGGAAAGGAAAGCCACUGGUCAACCUUUUUGGUGCGAGGUCAGGGGAAAGGCUCCUGGUUCUCCGGGGGAUGAUCCGUUCUGGACUUUCCCUCUGAUCACGUUACAGAAGGUUUUUUAGGCGGAGUUUCUUUCAAAUGUCACACUGCACACAUUUAGCAGGCUGAGAUGGACUGAGAUGUCCCCUUAAGCGUCCACUGAGGAGAGACCUGCCGGCCACAGCCGAUCGUUUGAUCUUAUGGUCAGUUUAUCCGCAGGAAACUGAACAAACUGAGGUCUCUCUCAUGUAUUCAUGUAAAGAAAUCUUUUUUUGGGGUUGUUUUUUUACUGUCUGACAGAAAAGCUAACCUAAAACUUAAAAAACAUAGCUGUUACUUGUUGAGUUUCGAUAUCAUUUAGAAGUAAUGCUACGGUAUUUUCUGUUUUUGAAUGUUCUCAAUUCUUCACAGAAACUGUAGUUGACUGACUGCCACUGUGAUUUAAAUGUGUGUUCAGGGUGCUGCUGCUAAUGCUGUGCUAAGCAAUUAGAUUUGAUCUUAAUAAGUCGUGAGGUGCCUUCCAAACACUGUUACUUUUACAUGCAAGUCUUAAUUUGAGUGAAUUUCUUUGUACUUAUCAAAGCCACACAGUGGAAAUAAGGCCUGGCUUUAAAUACUUAAAAAGCAGAAUAUGCACAUUUGUAUUCUUUUCUCUAGAUUUAUGUUUUCAUGGACAGAACUCACACUUUUUCCUUUUUCCACUCUUAUUUUUGGCCAUUAGUGAACAUCAUAACUUAGAUUUAUAAUCCACUUUGUCUGGUAUCCUCAGCUAUGGAAUAACUUAAUCAGAUUUAGAUGU